GUAAUAAAUCUGAGAAUUUUACUAUAUUAGCUUGUGCUCUCUUAAAAUUUCGGUUUAUAUAUUUUAACCUUUCGUUACUAUAUUUCUCUAAUUUCUUCUCUUUUCUCCCUCUCUCUCUCUCUUUCAAACUAUUGCCUUUCGUUUUACACACACACAUAUACACACAUUUACAAAUAAAUACAAUUGAAUAAAAAAUAAUAUACAAAAGAAUAUAUGAGUUCGAUUACGACCGACGAAAGCAGUUAUGGGAGUCAUUUAUGGCGGCAACCCUCCGUCAUGUCUGCAGCCAGUAGUAAUUUAACAUCAAGUAGUGGAGCAGAUAGCUGUAUUUCGAUGGAUAGCGGCUGUAUGACCUCUACCGAUCAACUUUCCUUUCUUACACAUCGUUCAGAAAACUACCAUCAGUUAAUGGACGAUUUAGCCAUCAUUGAUGAAAUUUAUCAGACCUUUGACGAUGAGGUCGAAUCAGAGCCCUAUGAAAGACAAGUAGCGGAUGCAGCUAGAAACGUAGCACAAAAGAAAAGCGUUGCUGAUCAGAUGUGUCAGUCCGAGCAACAGCAUAUAAAUGAUAUGUUGAAUUUCGAACGUUAUUAUCUCACACCCAUCAAUGAGUGGAUCAAUGAUCCCGCCAAUGCUGGCAUUUUCGCUAAAUAUCCUGGCCUUUGCUCAAAACCCGCCAUGAACAACCUUUUUGCCGAUACAGCCGAAAUGACUUUGGCUCAUCAAAAUUUCUGUAGAGUUUUAAAAGAAAGACUUGAUAUGUGGGGUCCAACUCAAUUCAUAUCCGAUAUUUUUGCCCAUUUCUAUGACAAACUGAACGUGUAUGAAACGUUUUUAAAUGGUUACCCAAAUACAAUUGUAACAAUCGACAGUUUAUAUACUAAAUCCGCGACUUUCCCAAAAUACAUUGAAAAUUACGUUUCACAAGCAAAUAAUCCCACUGUAAAAGACCUUGUAUAUUACUUGAAGAGCUCCAUUAGUCGACUUUCCUCUUACUCAAUUUAUGUUACUGAACUGGCUUCAGCAACCGAGCCAUCUCAUCCCGAUUAUCAGGCUUUGAAUCGUAUCAAGGAUAAAUUUGUUCAACGUGAGAAACAAUGGAAAACAAUUGUGAAGGACCGUUUAGGUCAUGUUCGUGUUCUAGAAGCAUCAAGAUCUAUUCAGGGCAACAUUGCUGUUGUAAACAUUGCAAGACGAUUAUACAUUUCCAGUGUGAUUACACAAGUGGAUCUUACGGAGCCUCAUUCAACAGCAGAUACACGUACAUAUGUAUUGUACAAUGAUAUGCUCAUUUACUGCCAAAAGAUCAAGAGUUACAGUAAGAAGGCAUCAAAAUCAGGAUCCGGUGGGCCUGUUAAAUUACAAUUCAAGGGAAUCAUCAGUUUGAAGGUGGCCGAGGUUCUUCCGCUGUCAGCUAAAACGAUUGCCAAAAUCUCCGAAGUGAAAAAACACAGCGCAUUAAGCUCAUUUAUGCGCAAGUCUGAGCCACAAACUACUGCUGGACCUCGAUUAGUGUAUGGAUUUGAAUUGAAAGUACAAGGAUCUUCGGAUGAAGUAAUGGGACUUGGAGAUAACUACGUGUAUCCUAUGCCCACACACGGUCCCUUAAGUAUUGUCAAGCGAACUUUGAUCAUGAGAACCCAAACUGAAGCUGAACAAAAUGCUUGGAUGACUUUAAUUCGUAGAGUGCAUCACAAUGUGACACGCAAGAGAUAAUCUUCUUUCUCUUCCCAAUCCCUUCCUUUUCCUAACCAACCAAAAAAAAAAAAAUAUAUAUGUCAUAAUUAUCUUUUCUCUCUCUCUUUUUUUUUUUUUUGUUCUUUUUUUUUACAACUCAUUUACACUUCACACCUCCACACACACCAUAUAUAUGCAUCAUGAUGAAUUCGAAAUAAAAAUAAAUAAAAAACCCCGCUGUUAAAU
Molecule: messenger RNA, 1923 nt
Organism: Mucor mucedo
Lineage: Eukaryota; Fungi; Mucoromycota; Mucoromycetes; Mucorales; Mucoraceae
Product: Dbl homology domain-containing protein
Exons: 6
Coding region: 214-1716 (500 amino acids)
Molecular function (GO): guanyl-nucleotide exchange factor activity
Source: RefSeq, a predicted model, not a curated record